Molecule: messenger RNA, 392 nt
Organism: Drosophila sulfurigaster albostrigata
Lineage: Eukaryota; Metazoa; Arthropoda; Insecta; Diptera; Drosophilidae
Exons: 3
Coding region: 30-392 (120 amino acids)
Source: RefSeq, a predicted model, not a curated record
GCGCUUCAGCUCCCUUUGUCAGGACCUUGAUGACGACCUUUAAACAUAACAUGACAAAUGAGCAGUGGACAAAACUGAACAUGUUCAGCGAACUCUUGGAGAGCGAGAACAUGUCGUCGGCGAUGUUUGCGCGCUGUAUGGAGUCGAAGCUGACAAAUAUUGAGACGAAGAUUAACAAACUCAAGUCCAAAUAUGAACCUUCAUUGCAUCCUACGGAGGUGAUCGUUAUAGAUGACGAACAGCCAAGUACUUCCACAGCAGCGUGGCGUAAUGCAAAUGGAGCCAAUAAAGGUAAGACUCAAGAGGCUAGCACUUGUGCAGUGCUGCCAAUUUGGAUUUUUUCCCGUCAAAACUGGCUUUUUUUGAAAGCUAAAUGCGGGAAAAUUUUGUGA